GCAAGCAAGGCUUCUGCUGAGAAGUCAAAUCGUCAUCAUCCUCUUCUUGGUGAGUAUACUGGAUUGACCGACCGCGCAAACCACGACGAUGUCGAAAACUUAUACGACCUAUCGUUAUCGGAUACCGAAUCGAGCAUUUAGGAAAUGGACGCGACGGGGAUACCGAUAGAUAAAAUGGGACAGGACUUUAAAGGAGGGGAAGAGGAGGAUGAUCGCGCAUUCAGUUCCGAUCCGGAUUCGAUAAUUAAGAGCUCCUUUUCGGAUCAGAAGUCUGACACGCAGGAAGGAGGACUCGCACUCGACGACGAAGAGCACCUUAUUUCGCCCUACGGAUUUCUACUACCUUACAAUGUAUCCGGAGAGGAUGAUGAUGACGAUGAUGAUGACGACCAUUUCCUAGCACCUGAAUUCAUUGAAGUUGGCUGGGGCAGCGAAGACUUACAAGACGCAGAGGAUAUCGAUUUCGAGUUCGUUUACGCCCUUCAUACUUUCGUCGCGACAGUCGAAGGUCAAGCCAAUGCCGCUAAAGGUGACACGAUGGUUCUCCUUGACGAUAGCAACAGCUACUGGUGGCUUGUAAGGGUCGUGAAAGACUCUAGUAUAGGAUACUUACCGGCAGAGCAUAUUGAAACGCCCACCGAAAGGUUAGCUCGUCUCAAUAAGCACAGGAACAUUGAUUUGUCGGCGACAAUGCUCGGUGACCAAGCAGAGAAAUCUAAGAGUGUCAUAAAGACAGCUAUUCGGAGGAAGAAAAAAACUGUCACCUUUACAGCACCAACGUACGUUGACUAUUCUGACAUAGACUACUCUACCGAGGAAGAAGAGGACGGAGAGGGUGAAAACCAAACUCAACAAAAGGGUUCCCAAGACAAAUCAUCGUCACAACAAGCCGGGGAUGACAUGUCAGAAGACGAAACUGCAAAGGUGGAGCCACUCAAACCUCGCGUUAAGCAAGUCAAGGCAGACUCGACCACAGCAGAAGGGGAUGAGAAUGCGAAAUUGGGUGCCCCAGGAGAAGCUCGAAGGGAUAGCAACGAGAUGUUCGAAGUGAAGCCUGAGCGGGUUACGAGGAAUGGUACUGUCAGGAACACAGACUCUUUCUUCAGGGAUGAGACAAUAGAGACUAAGAAGAUCACGCUUACGCCCGGCCUGCUCCGAGACGAUAAUGAAGGUCGGAUGUCGAGCGAGUCAAAAGACUCUUCCUCUUUGCGACAACGGCCAAGCCUCGAGAAGGAGCUGGUUCCUGAUAAAGUCAAGGACGAGAAGAGGAGGAAGGAUAAGGACAAGAAAGAAAAGGAGAAGAAGCCAAGCGCUAUUCGCAGUUUCUUCUCGAGGAAUAAUAGGAAGAAAUCUGUUGACGAUGAUGACGACUCGUUUGGCAAGAGGUCCUUGGAUGGUAGUACUGAAGUGAUAGAAAAAGAGUCGAUCGAGCUCCAAGCAGCAGCUAGUGGGGAGGUUUCACCUGAAAAAGCGGCGGCGUCACAGCGCAGCCCGGGCAAACUUCAAAAGCAUACCAGAGCCGAUCCUUCACCAACACGUAAAGCGCCUGGCACAGAACGUGGUCCCAUGUUAGCAUCGGAAGCUAGAAGCAACAAUGUGUCGAAUGUGCCGCCAGCAACGUUGAGAAUGGUUGAAUCUGAUCAGUCCGAUACCACACCACGGAAAGAGGAGAAGAGCAGCCCGAAGUCUUUGCUUUCAAAGGAAGCCAAACCACCUAAAGUUACGAAGGCCAAGUCACGAGUGGAGCUUGACGACUUUGACUCGCCCGAGGAAGAGGAAAAUGCACCGGAGCCGGCUAAAUCUGCUCCUGAACCCAGACUGCAGCCAUCCGAGGACAAACAGGUGCGGCCCACUUUACCGGGAGCAUAUCCAGACAGCUACGUCAGCACUCAAACUUCUCAAACCUCUGUGUCUGAAAUGAGUGAUCAAACGAUGACAACGACAACAAAUACACAUCCUGCUGCUGAGGAACGUCUGUCAGAAUCACCCGUUCAAGUCUCACCCGUCACACAGCCUAACCCACCCGCCCUCAUGGCCGAUACGUCUAGCCAGGAAGACCGGUCGUCACCGGUAUCUUCGCCAUCCCCAGAUCUUGUCGAUGUCGAUACCCGAACACAUGGAAAGCAGGAUUCCACGACGACAUCUACUUCGACCGCAACGACCUCCACAUGGAACGAUGCCAGCCUCCAUGCAUUCUUCGAUUCAGGUUCUGACAUCCGAGACUUGCUGGUCAUCGUAUAUGACAAGAAUGAUGUCACGCCCGCUAGCCCCGACCAUCCUAUCGUAGGCUCAUUAUUCAGAGAGCAGAAUGCGAGGUUGGCCGAAAUCACCACACAAUUGGAUAACAUGCUCGGGGAUUGGCUAGCCCGGAAACAACGGCUUCGCGGCACGAUAUAGAGCCGCCCAUCAUUAUCCCUUUCUUGUUAUCAUGUUCGCAUAAGACCGGCGUUUCUUGUCUUCUUUCCUCUUCUUGACUAUGUUG
This is a messenger RNA of Hypoxylon fragiforme, 2482 nucleotides long. RefSeq lists its product as uncharacterized. The transcript has 4 exons. Gene Ontology annotation, biological process: establishment or maintenance of actin cytoskeleton polarity. The record is from RefSeq and is a predicted model, not a curated record. The coding region runs from base 145 to 2397 and encodes 750 amino acids. NCBI's taxonomy places the organism in Eukaryota, Fungi, Ascomycota, Sordariomycetes, Xylariales, Hypoxylaceae. Gene Ontology annotation, cellular component: cell tip; microtubule cytoskeleton. Gene Ontology annotation, molecular function: protein binding.